AUCGAGAAUAGAGUUCGCACCGAAACAUUGUUCUAGUACCGGCUACCAAUGCCGAACGGCUGUCUGGCACUAAGUCAUCACUUGACGUAAUUUCACGAAUAACUUCCCACUUCGUAUGACACGUUCUGCCUGUCCAAAUUUCUUGCAGAGCAUGUCAUCAUAUAAAAGAAAAUCAAAAUGACCACAUCAGAAGAGCCGUCUUACAUUCUUCGCCAUAACAAAACAGCCACAGAGAGCGAAAGGCUUGAUCAGCAGCAUCACUUCAUUUCAAGUUUCACUCCUGGCUUCGUAUCUCCCGCCAUUCCGCGGGCAAAGCUGGUAAACAUUGCAGACAUAGCUACUGGCACAGGAAUCUGGCUGCGGGAACUCUCAUCCACUUUAUCCCAUGAUCAACCGAACGAUAGAGCAGCUCCAAGUUAUACAGGAUUCGAUAUCUCCUCGUCUUUCUUCCCCACGGAUCUCGGACCCGACUUCAAAUUCGUCCAGCAUGACAUCCUGCAACCGUUCCCAAAAGAGUACCACGGAAACUAUGACUUGGUACACUUGCGUCUUCUAGUCGGAGCAGUCUUAGAAAAGCAACUCCCGAUCGCACUGCGAAAUGUCAUUGAACUCCUCGGUCAUACCUGGCGGCUAUCUCCAAUGGGACGAGUGGCACUUCAUCAAAAUGCGUUUCGAUCCCGACCGCCCUGAAAUUCGAAAAAUUCAUACCUCCAUCCAUGCCCUUGGCAGGAAAGUCGGCUUCUGUCAAAAUAUACCCGACUUCUUGACCGAGCUUUUCAAUAAAGAUGAAAUGGGUUUCACGGAAUUUAAAAGAGAAAUGUAUUGGAGUCUUGAGACUAUGACCAGCGAUGCGGGAAGGGAUGACCAGA
Molecule: messenger RNA, 869 nt
Organism: Mollisia scopiformis
Lineage: Eukaryota; Fungi; Ascomycota; Leotiomycetes; Helotiales; Mollisiaceae
Exons: 4
Coding region: 178-690 (170 amino acids)
Source: RefSeq, a predicted model, not a curated record